This is a messenger RNA of Protopterus annectens (West African lungfish), 1010 nucleotides long. RefSeq names its product tRNA-yW synthesizing protein 3 homolog (gene TYW3). Gene Ontology annotation, cellular component: cytoplasm. Gene Ontology annotation, biological process: tRNA methylation. Lineage: Eukaryota; Metazoa; Chordata; Ceratodontiformes; Protopteridae. Bases 118 to 888 code for a protein of 256 amino acids. The record is from RefSeq and is a predicted model, not a curated record. The transcript has 6 exons. Gene Ontology annotation, molecular function: tRNA methyltransferase activity.
UAGAAACAAGAUGGCUGUUAUACUUAUUUAGUAUAAGAUGUUACUCUUAGUAGAGUAAAAUUAGUUGCAAGAAUGAUACUGUUUAACGCACAUUUAUGGUAGUUUUUUGAGCACGCAAUGGAAGGAUUGCAUUUAUUUAAACACUGGAAGCAGCAGUGUUUACAUAAAAUAGAUUUCAGUAAAAAAGGGAGUGUUGAUGAAGACAUAGUAAACAUUGUGAAUUUUAUCAAUGGAGCAGAUAAUUUUUUUACAACCAGUUCCUGUUCUGGACGUAUUAUACUAGUAGACGGGAGUUGUGAGAGCACUGAAGUGCAGAAGCAAAACUGCAGUUGGCUUUAUGUUUCUCAUCAGAAGUGCCAAAAACACGAGCUGAUUGCAGGAUUACAGAAAACCAGCGGAGGGGCAGUUUUGAAAUUUGAGCCAUUUGUGCUGCAUGUCCAGUGCAGGAGGCUAGAAGAUGCACAGCUGUUGCACUCAGUUGCUAUCAACUCAGGCUUCAGAAACUCUGGGAUUACUGUUGGCAAGAAAGGAAAAAUCAUGAUGGCUGUACGGAGCACUCAUUGUUUAGAAGUUCCGCUGAGCCAUAGAGGUAAACUGCUUGUGACUGAUGAGUAUAUUGGUCAUCUGGUACAAGUGGCGAAUCAAAAGAUGGAUGAAAAUAAGAAAAGGAUUGACAGAUUCUACAGUUGUCUACAGUCUGUAUUGACAGUUGCAGAACCUACUGGUAAUCUUUCCACAGUAGUGGAGAACCAAUCAGUAUAUACUCACAGAAGGAAAAGAAAUAAAGAACAGGAUGUCUGCAAGGGUAAUUCCCAAGACAAAGAGGCAGAAAUACAAAGUGAUGACGAUCCAGAAAUUGGUCUUAGUCCUUUACUGAAUGACACGUGAUGUAAAUAAAGUGCAGAACUUCACAUUUACCUUCUUGUUUGCUUUGUAACAUUCAGUUAAGAUGUGAUGACAUUUUGCAGAGAUUGCACCCUGGAAGAUAUGAAUAAAAUUUCUUUAGUCAA